AUGAAGCAUUGGCCGUUCAAGGUUAUUCAAGGAGAAGGUGCUCGUCCAAAAAUCCAGGUGGAGGUUAAAGGAGAAAUGAAGACGUUCUUCCCUGAGGAAGUCUCCGCCAUGGUUUUGACUAAAAUGAGGGAAACGGCCGAAGCAUUUUUGGGACAAACCGUGAAAGAUGCUGUCAUCACUGUGCCUGCGUACUUCAACGACAGUCAACGCCAAGCCACAAAGGAUUCUGGAACGAUUUCUGGACUCAAUGUUUUGCGUAUCAUCAACGAGCCAACUGCUGCGGCCAUUGCUUAUGGUUUGGAUAAGAAGGGCCAAGGCGAGCGAAAUGUAAUGAUUUUUGACUUGGGCGGUGGAACUUUUGAUGUGUCAAUCUUGACUAUUGAAGAUGGUAUUUUUGAGGUUAAGUCGACUGCUGGAGACACUCACCUUGGAGGCGAAGAUUUUGACAAUCGAAUGGUCAACCAUUUCGUGGCUGACUUCAAGCGUAAGCACAAGAAGGACCUUGCCACCAAUCCACGUGCUCUCCGUCGUCUUCGUACUGCUUGUGAACGCGCUAAGAGGACUUUGUCUAGCUCCACUCAAGCGAGAGCUUUGCGCCAUUUGUUCCGCAGUACUAUGGAUCCAGUUGAGAAAUCAAUUCGUGAUGCUAACAAUAAGAUGGACAAGUCUCAAAUUCAUGACAUUGUUUUGGUUGGAGGUUCAACUCGUAUUCAAGUCCAGAAGCUUUUGUCUGACUUCUUUUCUGGCAAAGAACUUAACAAGAGCAUCAACCCGGACGAAGCUGUCGCCUAUGGAGCUGCUGUUCAGGCUGCAAUUUUGUCUGGCGAUAAGUCUGAGAAUGUUCAGGAUCUUCUUCUUUUGGACGUUGCUCUACUCUCGUUGGGAAUUGAAACUGCUGGAGGUGUCAUGACUCCGUUAAUCAAGAGAAACACGACUAUUCCCACCAAGACUUCUCAAACAUUUACUACUUAUUCUGACAAUCAGCCUGGUGUUCUUAUUCAGGUCUAUGAAGGUGAACGUGCUAUGACUAAGGACAACAACUUGUUGGGCAAAUUCGAGUUGAGUGGAAUUCCUCCUGCUCCUCGUGGUGUUCCUCAAAUCGAAGUCACCUUUGACAUUGACGCCAACGGAAUUUUGAAUGUUUCUGCCCAAGACAAGUCGACUGGAAAGCAAAACAAGAUCACCAUUACUAAUGACAAGGGACGUCUUUCCAAAGAUGAGAUUGAGCGCAUGGUCCAAGAAGCUGAGAAAUAUCGUGGAGAGGAUGAAAUUCAGCGUGAUCGUGUUUCUGCUAAGAACGGACUUGAGUCUUACUGCUUUAACAUCAAGCAGACAAUGGAGGAUGAUAAGGUUUGA
Meloidogyne enterolobii is the source of this 1356-nucleotide messenger RNA. NCBI's taxonomy places the organism in Eukaryota, Metazoa, Nematoda, Chromadorea, Rhabditida, Meloidogynidae. The record is from the annotation of a GenBank genome assembly.